This is a messenger RNA of Pichia membranifaciens NRRL Y-2026, 1698 nucleotides long. RefSeq lists its product as hypothetical. Gene Ontology annotation, cellular component: cytosol. The record is from RefSeq and is a predicted model, not a curated record. NCBI's taxonomy places the organism in Eukaryota, Fungi, Ascomycota, Pichiomycetes, Pichiales, Pichiaceae. Gene Ontology annotation, biological process: carbohydrate metabolic process. Gene Ontology annotation, molecular function: phosphoglucomutase activity; magnesium ion binding. The transcript has a single exon. Bases 1 to 1698 code for a protein of 565 amino acids.
AUGCCUGAGUACAAAAUCACAGAGGUGCCUACGACCCCGUUUGAUGGUCAGAAGCCAGGAACGUCCGGGUUGAGAAAGAAAACCACGGUGUUUCAGACAGAACACUACACGGAGAACUUCCUCCAGGCGGUGUUUGACUCGAUUCCUGAGGGAAGUGCAAACGCCACCUUGGUUGUUGGAGGGGAUGGCCGCUACUACAACGACCACUUUGUUAACUUGAUUGCGAGGAUUGGCGCAGCCAACGGCGUGAAGAAGUUGAUCAUUGGUGAAAACGGGAUCUUGUCUACACCUGCGGCCUCGCAUGUCAUUAGGACCCUCAACGGGCCUGGCGGCAUCACUGGCGGCAUAAUUCUUACUGCUUCCCACAACCCCGGUGGUCCUACAAAUGAUUGUGGAAUCAAGUACAAUCUCAGCAACGGUGGUCCGGCUCCGGAGUCGGUCACCAACAAGAUGUACGAAUGCUCCUUGCAUCUUUCCCACUACAAAAUUAUUAGCGACUUGCCUGCAAUCGACAUUGGGAAGCUAGGAGUUACCAAGUACGGCCCGCUAGAAGUCGAGAUCAUUGACCCGACAGAAGCCUACGUGGCAAUGCUGAAAUCAAUCUUUGACUUCGACCUCAUCAAAUCUUUCAUUACCGGCCACAAGGAGUUCAAGUUUUUGUUUGAUGCCUUGAAUGGAGUCACUGGACCUUACGGUCGGGCCAUUUUUGUGGACGAGUUGGGUUUCCCAGAGUCCUCCAUACAAAACUGCACGCCCUUGGGCGACUUUGGUGGCUUACAUCCGGAUCCAAACUUGACAUAUGCCAAGACAUUAGUCGACAAGGUCGACGCUGAGAAAAUUACUUUCGGUGCAGCCUCGGAUGGUGACGGUGAUAGAAACAUGAUUUACGGUUACAAAGCCUUUGUCUCGCCAGGUGAUUCCGUUGCUAUCAUCUCCGAACACGCCGAGUCAAUCCCUUACUUUAAGAAAAGUGGAAUUUAUGGUCUUGCAAGAUCCAUGCCUACUUCUGCGGCCAUUGACUUGGUCGCCAAGGAGAAGGGCUUGAACGUCUACGAAGUCCCAACAGGCUGGAAAUUUUUCUGUGCCUUGUUUGACGCAAACAAAUUGUCCAUCUGCGGUGAAGAAUCGUUCGGCACAGGGUCGAACCACAUCCGAGAAAAAGAUGGACUUUGGGCAAUUGUUGCAUGGCUCAACGUUUUGGCUGCCUUUGCUGCCGCCAACCCGGGUGCCGAGGUGUCAAUAGGCAACAUACAGCGUCUAUUUUGGAAGAAAUAUGGACGUGUUUUCUUCACCAGAUACGACUACGAAAAUUGUGAUUCUGAAGGUGCCACUAAAAUUAUAGACUUCUUGCAAUCCAAGGUUAACGACCCAUCUUUUGUUGGUUCAACGUUCCCGACCGGAAGCAAGGUGAAGGAGGCCGCCAAUUUCUCAUACACAGAUCUAGAUGGCUCGGUGUCGAAAAACCAAGGCUUGUUUGUCAAACUCGAAGAUGGUCUUCGUUUCGUUGUCAGAUUAUCAGGUACAGGAUCGUCCGGUGCGACAAUCAGACUUUACUUGGAAAAGCAUUCCCUAAACAAAACGGAUGAAACUUUUGCCCUCUCUGUCGAAGAAUAUUUGGCAGAUGAUAUCCCUGAGGUCAUUAAAUUUUUGCAAUUCCAAGAAAACAUCGGUAGAUCUAAGCCUGAUGUUAAAACCUGA